AUGUCUUAUCGCAUUGAGAUCGCCAAAACUGGCCGUGCUGGCUGCCAGGAUACCCUAUGCAAGAAGACUGGCGACAAAAUCCAAAAGGGUGAGCUACGUUUCGGUGUCUGGGUUGAUUUGCCCGGAUCCGAAAACGGAUCCUACAGAUGGCGACACUGGGGCUGUAUCUCCGGCAAGACCGUCGCCAACCUUCAGGAGAAGAUCUCCGAUGGCGAUGGUGAUUAUCAGUGGGACAUGAUCGAUGGUUACGAUGAGUUAGAUGAGUCCCCUGAGAUCCAAGAAAAGAUCCGACGUGUCGUGACUCAAGGUCAUAUCGAUCCCGAAGACUUCAAAGGAGAUCCCGAAUUUAACAAGCCUGGCCACCCGGCUAUUCGCGGUCGUACUAACUCUAAGAAAAAGGCGAAGGAUGAUGAGGUCAGUCUAUCCAUUGUGUUCCGUUUUUCACUUCUACUCACAUUUGUUAAGGACGAGGAAGAGGAAGCCCCCAAGAAGGCUGCUCCCAAGAAAUCUGCGAAGCGUGGCCGCAAGAAGGCAGAUGAGGAAGACGAUGAAGAAGAUGAUGCCCCACCUGCUAAGAAGAAGGCCACCAAAGCUAGCCGCAAGCCUAAGAAGGUAGCUGACGAGGAUGAGGAUGAGGAAGAAGAGCCAGAAGAGGCUGCGCCUGUCAAAGCUCCUGCCAAGGCCCCUGCUAAAAAGGCUCGAGGUAAGAAGGCUGCCGCUAAAGCUCCAGCCCCAGCCCCUGAAUCUGGCGAUGACGAGCAAGAUGAGGAACCAGAGCCUGCCCCCAAGGCCAAGGCUAAGCCCAAAGCGAAGGGCGGUCGUAAGGCUAAGGCUGUUGAGCCUGAGCAGGAUGAAGAAGACGACGAGGAACCUGCCCCAAAGACGGCGCCUAAGAAGGCAGCACCCAAAGCAAAGGGUGGCCGCAAGACCAAGGCCGCCGAAGCUGACGAGGAAGAAGCUGCUCCUAAGCGUGGCCGGGGUCGAGGUCGUCCCAAGAAAACGCCGGACAAUAUAGUUGACGACGAUUUCAAGAUGCCAUUCCUCUCCUAG
This is a messenger RNA of Daldinia childiae, 1050 nucleotides long. RefSeq names its product PARP-type zinc finger-containing protein C2A9.07c. The record is from RefSeq and is a predicted model, not a curated record. Gene Ontology annotation, molecular function: zinc ion binding; DNA binding. The transcript is spliced from 6 exons. NCBI's taxonomy places the organism in Eukaryota, Fungi, Ascomycota, Sordariomycetes, Xylariales, Hypoxylaceae. The coding region runs from base 1 to 1050 and encodes 349 amino acids.